AUGAUUCCCCUCAAAACCAUAUUUCUCCCUUCUUUCUAUAUUUCUACCAACACCUUCACUUUUACUACUCUGCACCACCCUCACAACACAGCCGGAAGAAGUUCUGUUUUCCUGUGUCUCUGUAGCACCAACAACUCCAAUGAUAAAUCUGAUAGUAAUUCAAAACCUGAAGGUGAUGUUCAAAGCCAAGAGUUAUUGGCUCAAAUUGCAAUGAUUCAGACACAAAAAGUUCGUCUAACGGAUUUUUUGGAUGAGAGAUCUGAAUACUUGACACAGUUUGGUGAAGAAGCUAAAGCCGAGAUUGAUAAGAUUGGUGAAGAUGCUCUUAAAGGAUUGGAUGAAGCUAGUGAUAGAAUAACAGCAAACAUAGAAACCCAGAUGCUAGCAUUUGAGGAAUUUAAUGAACUAAACAAACAAGAGAUUGAGGAGAGUGAAAGCAAAGUAAUGGAACUUGAAGGUCAAAUGGAAGUUGACAGAAAUGAAGGACUAUUCUUUAAGAACUUAGGACAGAAAGGGUCUAACGUUGAUAAAGCAAAAGCUAAAGAAGAAGUGGAAAACAUCAAAGAUGAAACAAAAGAGAAAAGUGGAAGAAAAACAAUGAAAAAUGUUUCUUUAUUCUUCAUUGGACUUUUGACAUAUGGAAUAGUUGGUUCUAUUAAUGUCUCAUCUUUAAGUAGUACUGAUUGGAAAAGAGUUGCAGUUCUUGGUGCUAUUCUUGUGGCUUUGUUUUCUCAGUUCAUUUAUGAACAAAAUAAAGAUGAUCAACAAUGA
Vicia faba (fava bean) is the source of this 771-nucleotide messenger RNA. The record is from the annotation of a GenBank genome assembly. Lineage: Eukaryota; Viridiplantae; Streptophyta; Magnoliopsida; Fabales; Fabaceae.